Cynocephalus volans (Philippine flying lemur) is the source of this 5292-nucleotide messenger RNA. RefSeq names its product HMG-box containing 3 (gene HMGXB3). Bases 455 to 4324 code for a protein of 1289 amino acids. The transcript has 20 exons. The record is from RefSeq and is a predicted model, not a curated record. Lineage: Eukaryota; Metazoa; Chordata; Mammalia; Dermoptera; Cynocephalidae.
GGGACGGGUCUCCCUGGCGAUCCGUGGUGUGCUGCUGCCGCUACCGCCAAACCCGUGCCACGGCGACGCCUGCGUCCCUGCUGUCUUCCUCAGGCUCCCCGGGGCUUGACCCCCGGGGCCCUCGUCAGGAGUCGGUGAGGAGCCUGCGGAGUGGACCAGUGCCCCUACGCCCGCCCUCGCGAACCCAUUUCAGGACUCCGAGGAGGGGGUACGAGAGAGACUGUCGCGACUCCGCGCCGAGUGUCGCCGGGCGGGGCCGCGGGGCCGGGGCUCCUCCAGCCCCCGGGAUGCGCGCACGAGCCUUCGCCUCCACUUCCUUGUUGCUACUGUCACAACUGGAGCCGCCUGUCUCCGACAGCGGGGAGCGCGAGUGCGCCGGCCAGCCCCCUCGUAGAGCCCCCUGGCCGGGAGCCUCCGGGAAUGUGAGCCGCCUGGCGUGCACGCUCCUCCGGCCAUGGAUGCAUCAUAUGAUGGUACUGAGGUAACUGUCGUGAUGGAGGAAAUUGAGGAAGCCUACUGUUAUACCUCCUCUGGGCCACCCAAGAAGAAGAAAAAGUAUAAAAUACAUGGAGAAAAGGCCAAGAAACCCAGGUCUGCCUACCUUUUGUACUAUUACGACAUCUACCUGAAAGUGCAGCAGGAGCUCCCCCACCUCCCUCAAUCUGAGAUCAAUAAGAAGAUUAGUGAGAGUUGGAGGCUUCUCAGCGUGGCCGAGAGGAGUUACUACUUGGAGAAAGCGAAACUAGAGAAAGAAGGUUUAGAUCCUAACUCUAAGCUCUCUGCACUGACUGCUGUGGUUCCAGACAUCCCAGGUUUCCGCAAGAUCCUCCCCCGCUCAGAUUACAUCAUCAUCCCCAAGAGCAGCCUGCAAGAGGACCAGAGCUGCCCUCAGCUAGAGUUGUGUGUGGCUCAGAACCAGAUGUCCCCUAAAGGACCUCCUCUUGUGUCCAACACUGCCCCGGAGACAGUACCCUGCCAUGCAGGCAUGGCAGAGCAGUGCCUGGCUGUGGAGGCCCUGGCUGAAGAGGUGGGAACCCUUGCCCAGCCAGGUGCUGUACAGGAGAUCGCCACCUCAGAGAUCCUCAGCCAGGAUGUGCUCCUAGAGGAGGCUUCCUUGGAGGUAGGGGAGAGCCACCAACCUUACCAGACAAGCCUGGUAAUUGAAGAGACCUUAGUGAAUGGCUCAUCAGAUGUCCCUGCUGGAAGCCUGGCUGUGCCCCACUCCCAGGUUGGAGAGAGUGUGUCUGUGGUUACAGUCAUGAGGGAUUCCAGUGAGAGUAGCUCCUCUACACCAGCCACACAGUUCAUCAUGUUGCCUCUGCCUGCCUACUCAGUUGUAGAGAAUCCCACCUCCAUCAAACUGACCACUACAUACACCCGCCGGGGCCAUGGGACAUGCACCAGCCCAGGCUGCUCCUUUACAUAUGUCACCAGGCACAAACCACCUAAGUGCCCUGCCUGUGGUAACUUCCUAGGAGGAAAGUGGAUCCCAAAGGAAAAGCCAGCCAAAGUCAAAGUGGAAUUGGCUUCUGGUGUCUCCUCCAAAAGCUCUGUGGUUAAAAGAAGUCAGCAGCUUGUCAACACCGAGCAAAAUUCCCCUAAGGAAAAUGCCUCCAGACUGAGUCUGGAGAACUCGGAAGCUGUGAGCCAGCUCCUGAGUGUAGCUCCUCCAAGAGAAGUGGGUGAGGAGAAUGAGUGGGACGAAGUGAUCGUCUCUGAUACCCAUGUUGUGAUCAAGGAAGCUACUGAGAAUUGUGGUGCAACACCCACUAAGAGGCCGGUCAUCAAGUGUGGUGUGCCACCUCAGGUCACUCUGGGGACAACAGAGAACGACAGUCCUGGACCAGACAUAGCACCCCUAGCUGGAGGAACCAGCACCUCUAGUCUACUCCCUUCUCCUAAAAAACCUACAGGUGUUGACCUGCUCACCACUGGGCCCAGAGUCCCAGAGCUUAAAGGUAGAGCACGGGGCAAGCCUUCCUUACUGGCUGCAGCAAGACCCAUGAGAGCAAUUCUGCCAGCCCCAGCUAAUGUGGGGAGAGGCAGCAGCAUGGGACUGCCCAGGGCCAGGCAGGCCUUUCCCCUCAGUGAUAAGACUUCCUCUAUGAGGACCUGUGGCCUGAAGCCAAGCACGCUGAAGCAGCUGGGUCAGCCCAUCCAACAGCCGUCUAGCACCAGUGAGGUGAAGCUACCAAGUGGCCCACCCAGUAGGAUGUCUCAGGUGAAAGUUGUAGAGGUCAAGCCCGACAUGUUUCCUCCAUAUAAAUACAGCUGCACUGUCACACUGGAUUUGGGCCUGGCUACGUCAAGAGGCCGGGGAAAGUGCAAGAAUCCUUCUUGUAGCUAUGUCUACACCAACCGGCAUAAACCUCGGAUUUGUCCCAGCUGUGGUUUUAACCUUGCCAAAGACCGGACUGAGAAAACCACAAAGACUGUUGAGACAAGCUUACCACUCCCAGAUGUGCUGAGUGCCACAGAGCCCCUGAGCGUGGCCCAGAAGGAGAUCCAACGCCAGUCCACGCUGCAGCUGCUGCGCAAAGUCCUGCAGAUUCCUGAGAAUGAGUCAGAGCUGGCUGAUGUCUUCACCUUGAUUCAUGAACUCAACAGCUCUCGACUUAUCCUUUCCAACGUGAGUGAGGAGACAGUCACCAUCGAGCAAACCUCUUGGUCGAAUUAUUAUGAGUCUCCAUCCACACAGUGCCUUCUCUGUAGCAGUUCAUUAUUCAAAGGGGGAAAAAACUCCCCCGCUGGACCCCAGGAGUGCUGGCUGCUGACAGCCAGCCGGCUGCAGGUGGUGACCGCCCAGGUGAAGAUGUGUCUGAACCCCCAUUGUCUGGCCCUACACAGCUUCAUGGACAUCUACACAGGUCUCUUUAACGUGGGGAACAAGCUGCUAGUAAGCCUGGACCUGCUUUUUGCCAUUCGAAACCAGAUCAAACUGGGAGAGGACCCCAGAGUGUCCGUCAACAUUGUUCUGAAGUCAGUGCAGGAGCAGACAGAGAAGAUUCUGACCUCGGAGGAGCUGAGCCAGCUGCAGGAACUGCUGUGCAAUGGCUAUUGGGCUUUUGAAUGCCUCACUGUCCGAGACUACAAUGAUAUGAUCUGUGGCAUCUGUGGCGUGGCUCCCAAAGUGGAAAUGGCUCAGAGGAGUGAAGAGAACGUGCUAGCACUGAAGAGCGUGGAGUUCACCUGGCCUCAAUUCUUGGGCUCUAGUGAGGUAAACGUGGAGGACUUCUGGGCCACAAUGGAGACAGAGGUGAUUGAGCAGGUGGCGUUCCCUGCCAGCAUCCCUAUCACCAAGUUUGAUGCCUCUGUUAUUGCCCCCUUCUUCCCACCACUCAUGAGAGGAGCUGUGGUCGUCAACACCGAGAAAGACAAAAACCUGGAUGUGCAGCCAGUACCUGGCAAUGGCAGUGCCUUGGUGAGGCUGCUCCAGGAAGGCACCUGCAAGCUUGCGGAGAUUGGCUCUUACAGUGAGGAGGAGCUGCAGCACCUGCUGAGGCAAUGUGGCAUCCCCUUUGGGCCAGAGGACUCCAAGAACCAGCUCUGCUUCUCCUUAUUGGCCCUCUAUGAAUCUGUACAGAAUGGAACCAGAGCUAGACAGCCCCCUCCUCAUCUCACAGGGGGUAAAAUCUACAAGGUGUGCCCCCAUCAGGUGGUGUGCGGCUCCAAGUAUCUUGUGCGGGGUGAGAGUGCCCGUGACCAUGUGGAUCUGCUUGCCUCUUCCCGCCAUUGGCCGCCUGUCUACAUGGUAGAUAUGGCCACACCAGUGGCCCUGUGUGCUGACCUCUGCUACCCAGAGCUGACCAGCCAGAUGUGGGGGAGGAACCAGGGCUGUUUCUCUAGCCCCAUGGAGCCACCUGUGAGCGUGUCCUGCCCGGAGCUUUUGGACCAGCAUUAUACCGUGGACAUGACAGAGGCUGAACACUCUGUCCAGCACCCAGUCACCAAGACUGCCACACGGCACAUUGUCCAUGCAGGCACACAGCCCAGUCCCGGUGACCCCAGCGCUGGGCACCGCUCCUUGGCACUGUGCCCUGAGUUGGCACCCUACACAACCAUCCUGGCCUCCAUUAUGGACAGCAAACCAAACAGCAUCCGCCAGCGGCCCAUUGCCUUUGACAAUGCUACCCACUAUUACCUCUACAACCGCCUCAUGGACUUCCUCACCAGCCGCGAGAUUGUCAACCGGCAGAUCCAUGACAUUGUGCAGAGCUGCCAGCCUGGCGAGGUGGUCAUCCGUGACACCCUCUACCGCCUUGGGGUUGCUCAGAUCAAGACAGAGACAGAGGAAGAGGGUGAGGAAGAGGAGGUGGCCACAUAAUCCAGGUGGCGGAAUAAUCCAGGCUGUUGUACGGGGACUACACCAUCUCUCUGAAGCCAUAGUAAGGCCCUUGCCCAAGGCAGAUCUGUCCAGGGAACCUGUGGAAGUGGUCACCUUUUGGAAGGGCCUCUAACUGCUGGGACUGACCAAAGAGCUUCCAUUUUCUGAGCACAGUGAGGCCCAGGGUCCUCAGUUCUCAACCCUCUUGGAGUCAGGAGAGGUGCCAGGAAAGCCCUUACUGGCCCUGAGGGAGCACUUGGGGGGGACUAGUAUCAUUAACAUAGGGAGGGAGCAUGAGGGAAAGGCCAGGAGCUGGUGGCUUCCCUGGGGCCUGCUGCAGGUUAGGAUGGAGGUCCUGGGUGGGCUAAGACAGAAGUCCCAGCACUGGGCUGGGAGGCUGCUGAAGUCUCUUCCCAUCCCAGGGAAGCACUGGUUCCAGCCCAACAGCCACAUGAGUUCCUUAACCUGUCACUUUUGACUAGGGGCGUUGGCAGCCUCAUUUGCCCUAGGGGUCUCUUUGGGCUCUUGAUUCUCCCAAAAGGAGGGAUGCAUUUUCCUCUUCCUCUUCCUGCACCCUCAUCUGAAGGAAGCUGAGGAGGGAGGAACAGUCAGCCACAGCUCUCUUCUAGUAGUGUCCUCUCUGCCCUGGGAUUUGAGGAAGAGAAUCCCCUUCCUCCUUCCCCUGGCCACUGCUGCUGCACUCUGCAUCCUCUCCAGGCCCCCAGAGCCUCACCACAGAGGGGAUGUGGCCUGUUUUCAUGACAUAACCUGGCAGCAGUAGGAAAAACUCCCUUCUGUGAAGGGGAAGCAGACUGGGCCGUAAGGAAACAGCAGGACUGGCUCAAGUGCCCAAGGUUUGCUUAGGGCGCGGGAAUUGGCCGUGUGUUAUUUAAUUUAUUGAGAGGAGUGGAGUAGGUGGCUUUUUUCCCCUCCUUCUUCCCCCAACAAGAAUAAACUUUAUUAAAUUA